AUGGAUACAAAGAAUGACGGAAGUGUGUCAACACUUGCAGCUCAACUCGAAAAGACCGACAUUAUCAUGAACGAUCCCAACAACAUCGACACCCAAGGCUCCACUGUGCCCAUCCGCAACAAUUCAAGCAGUAGCAGUAGUACGCUCCUCUAUGCCAUCAAUGACAAGAUGAGGGCCACAGCAGCAACAACAUCACCUUCAACAACAACCGAUGAAGAGGGUGGCGAUGGUGUCGAAUUCACACUCCCCCCCGAGAUAACCAUCACCGUCUUUGGUCAUCUCUCGAUCCAAACUCUCCUCGUCUGCCAACGGGUCUCGCGCCACUUUCGAGUCUUUGCACGGACUGUCAUGCUCGACAAACUUAGUGGCCAGGCCAUGGACUGUCAACGACAGCAGUGUCCGCUGUGCCGUCGAAACCAGCAACAGCCACUUUUGCAACGAUCUUCGGGAGGUUCUUCUACCUCAGGAGCAGGACAACACGGUUCGAGUGGUCUUCCACCGUUGCCCUAUCAUCACCUCAUCAACAACCCCAACACCCUCCUCCCGACAACAGUGUCCCCCGUGAGCCAUCACAACUCGUACCUCCAACCGCAGAAUCCUCCACUACACCAGCUCCACCAUCAUCUGUACCAGCAUCAGUCGACUGAGGACAUGUCCCAGUACCACCAGACAGACCUCCACAUCCACCACCAAUCUCACAGCUACCAUGACCAACCAUCUCGACCAGUACCAACCUCUCAGCAAUCCGAUUCAUCAGCAUACCACCGCCAGUACCAUGUGCCUUCUUCAACACCGCAAUAUCACCAUACCGCAAGUUAUGUCGCCCCCGGGAACAUUGCUCUCUUCUUAUUCCCUUACAACGACCACACCCCAACCAGUUGGCAAGACCGCCAGUCUGUCCAUUUGGUAUGCACAGGGAUAGAUCGUCGCAAGGAGCAACUCGUCUUCUCGCCCAUUUACCCUGAAGUUGGGGAUUGUCUGAAGUUCAACACCAAUUCUUGGAAUCUCCCGUCGACAUUUGCUUCCUCGAGCUCCUUUGGAGACGGAUUUGCUACUUCUUUCAGCACCCCAUCAGCAUUGUCUGGUGGUCAGGAUGCGAGGGCUCUUAACAACAAUAUCAACACCAAUGAUCCCCGGAGUACCAAUAGAUUCGCUACCACAGGUGCAACAACCGCCGGUUCAGAGACUACCUACUCAACAAGACUAGACCUCUUCGACUACGCAACAGGCCGCCCUCGGUUCCCAGGCUCCGGACAAGCCAACAACGAUAGUCUAAACAGCACUAGCUACUCCUUCGCCAACCACGUCAUCGGGAUCAAACACGGCGACUGGCCCGAAGAUCGACAGGCUGCUGGACGAUGGUGGGGUGGUGGGUUACAUUCUAGUAUGACCCAGGAGUCGAUGGUUUAUAUGCCAUGGGCCGGUGCCUCUAGCGCCUUCGACUUCCAUCAGGGUUCUUCCUCCUCCUCCUCCUCCUCCAACGCCUCCAAUGGCAGAACUCUGAACAAUAGCAACUCGACCAUGGAUGCCAAAAUGGAGAACGUGUCACCAGCCUCUAGUAAAAAUGGCAGGAAUGUGGAUGAGGGGUGUACAAAGAUCCACAAACAUCAUAUGUACCUGCCUUCGACAAGAGCUCACAACCCUCCAGGGCAUCAUCAUCGGUUCAUGUGUUUGCACCAUGAUCAGCUCAUGACCGAUAUCGCCGCUUCCUCUUCUUCCUCCUCCUCCUCCUCCUCUUCCGAUUCCAAAUCUAAGAACCCAACAAGUUCAAGAGCAACCAAGACGCCAUUAACAACCGCAGGAUCAACUCACCUCGAAGUCGACUACAGCGCCCGAGUCACAGAAAGCAAACGCUGCUUGUUCUGCCUCUCGACCCCUUGUAAAGCCAACCUCGAGAUCCAGGUCAAGUUUGACCAGCUCCGCGUCUCGCUCGACUGGAUUCUCUCUGGCUUUGGACCCGAUCAAACGACGGCGACAUCGUCCGCGCCUCGUAGCAAUAGUGGAUCUGCGAUCGCGGAUGCGCUUGCCAUGGGCUCCGUACGACAGGGUCAAGUACCCUCAUAG
Molecule: messenger RNA, 2064 nt
Organism: Linnemannia hyalina
Lineage: Eukaryota; Fungi; Mortierellomycota; Mortierellomycetes; Mortierellales; Mortierellaceae
Source: the annotation of a GenBank genome assembly